AUGGUUAAUUCAACUGUUAACUCACCAAACUCUACUUUUGAGACUGAAGACACUAUCAAGGUGAACAGUUCUCUCAUCUCAUCAUCCUCGACUUCAAAUAAUCAUUAUCAUAAUAGUAUCUUAAAUCAUAGUUUUAAUGAUCAGUACUAUCAAUACGACACUAGUCUCGUGAAUGCUCCAUUCAACCCCUUACCACCACCACCAAUUUCCAUUAACCAACAAUCUGUCCAUUUGCAAAACCCUCAAUUAAGCACCACCGCCAGUUCGAACACAAACACCAAUUUCAAUUCAUCAUUUUCUGGUUCUUCGGCUCAUACACAGGAGUUUAUUGCUACAAACCACCUUGCUGCAAAUACCUCUGAUUAUUUCCAUGCUAAUGAAUACAGCUUGCCCAAUUCCUCCCAUUAUUCCAUCUUCUCCAACCAACAAGCCAUGAACUCUACUACUUCUUUACACAAUGAUUCACACAAUCAAACCCAACAAAUUUUCAAGUUAAAUAUGGAUUCGACAUCGGAUAUCUUAAAUGACUAUUCGAUCUCGAACUCCCAAAAUACGGAUCUAAUGUACAACUUGACUGAAUUUGAGUUGGGAAACCCUUCGUUGGAAUCGAUUCCUGAUUCGAUGUUGAAUCACAGCCACCACUAUCCCUCUCUGGGAUUGAGUCAGAGUCUCACCAACCACCACCUAGGGGCUCAAGCUUUCAAUGAGGCGGAGUAUAGCCACCCAGGCUAUAGUUCUACAAAUGAUUUAAAUCAAUACCCUUAUACGCCAACUAUCAGCGAUGCUUAUACACCAACUUUGAGUGAAAGCUCAAGCUACACCCCUUCUUCAAGCCACAACACAAUUUCCAAUAAUACCGAGUCUUCUACUACCGAAGAAUUUUCAAUCCGUGCUCCUGUGCCACUUCUGUUGAAGUCACUGGCAUACUCUAGUUCCUCGCCAAACCUUGGAUCUCAUAAGAUUACCAAGAAACCAUCCAUUGCACGUAUGAAUAGCAAUUCUACCAUCAGUAACAAAAAGAGCUUGGUGAUCUCUACCCAAAUUUCCAACUCAUCAAAUAACGUCCCUCUUGGUGAAUCUUCUCCGCAAAUGCUCGGAAUCUCUCCAUUGUGCAACAAAUAUAAAGGAUUGGACAUUUACCACCAACCUUCCCCAAUAUCGGCAAGAUCGGUUUCGAAUGCUUCCAACUGUUCCAGUGGUUCAACUACUUCCGUGAAUACUCCAAGUAAGCCAUUGAUGCCUCCAUUGAACAUCUUCCGUCAUAAUUCCGAUUCAUCUUCGAGUUCCUCAUUUUACGAGACCCCAAGAAGAAAAACCUACCCAAACUUUAAUGAUGUGCCCACACCAAAGAAUAGGAAGCAAGCUUUGAGAAAGACAUCAAAGAGUGCUCUCAUAAUUGACUGCGGUGAUUCCAGCACCCCAGGUGCGGAGAACAAACCAAAAAAGUACACCCGUAGAAGACUUCUUCCAAGAUCCAAAAACGGUUGUUGGAUAUGCCGUAUCAAGCAUUUGAAGUGUGAUGAAAAAAGACCAGUUUGCACCAGUUGCGUUAAGUUUGGUAUCGAAUGUGAUUACUCGGCAGAAAAACCGGCAUACGUUACUGACAAGAACUUGAGAAAGGAAAAGCUUACGAGCAUUACUUUAGUCCGUAAGCAAAAGCAAACUGGGGGUAAGAAAUUCAAAAUCGAAGACGAUGAUGAAGAUGCAAUCUCAUCUGCAAUUGAAGCAGGCCGUUAG
Messenger RNA from Suhomyces tanzawaensis NRRL Y-17324, 1737 nucleotides. RefSeq names its product Zn(II)2Cys6 transcription factor UME6 (gene UME6). Gene Ontology annotation, molecular function: zinc ion binding; DNA-binding transcription factor activity, RNA polymerase II-specific. Bases 1 to 1737 code for a protein of 578 amino acids. Lineage: Eukaryota; Fungi; Ascomycota; Pichiomycetes; Serinales; Debaryomycetaceae. The record is from RefSeq and is a predicted model, not a curated record. The transcript has a single exon. Gene Ontology annotation, biological process: regulation of transcription by RNA polymerase II.